Lutzomyia longipalpis is the source of this 2688-nucleotide messenger RNA. RefSeq names its product peroxisomal multifunctional enzyme type 2-like. Gene Ontology annotation, cellular component: cytosol. Gene Ontology annotation, molecular function: oxidoreductase activity. The record is from RefSeq and is a predicted model, not a curated record. NCBI's taxonomy places the organism in Eukaryota, Metazoa, Arthropoda, Insecta, Diptera, Psychodidae. The coding region runs from base 250 to 2439 and encodes 729 amino acids. The transcript is spliced from 8 exons.
GUUUUCUUCUGCACUUAAGUGUUUUUUUUAUUAAGUUUUUUCUUAUCUUUUUAUCCACGUUCUUAUCGAGUACUCAAGCAGUCGUUGAUUACAAUAAUUGCUGUAUCACUUGACACUCUAUAUAUAGCUAAAGGUGGUGUAAAAAAAGCUUUUUUUGCGCUAGAAGCUCAAAUUAUUCCUAUAUGGCAGUCAGUCAUUUUUGAUCUCUCUGCAAUUUCUCUUCAAUUUUUUUGGAAUUUAGAAGUGAAAAUGUCCCAACUACGCUAUGAUGGUCGUGUGGUGAUUGUGACUGGUGCUGGUGCUGGUCUGGGCAGGGAGUAUGCCCUUCUGUUUGCUAGCCGUGGCGCCAAAGUUGUGGUGAAUGAUCUGGGUGGUGAUCCAAAUGGGAAGGGCAAGUCCCAGAAGGCAGCUGAUGUGGUUGUGGAUGAAAUUCGUGCCUUGGGAGGCAUUGCAGUUCCGGAUUACAAUUCCGUCACCGAGGGGGAGAAGAUUGUCCAGACGGCAAUGGAGAAUUUUGGACGAAUUGAUGUGGUUGUGAACAAUGCAGGAAUUCUGCGAGACAAGAGUUUCCCACGAAUUUCCGAGACUGAUUGGGAUUUGAUCCAUGAUGUCCACCUGAAGGGCAGCUUCAAGACCACCCAAGCAGCCUGGCCAAUCUUUAAGAAGCAAAAUUUCGGCCGAAUCAUCAUGACCUCGAGUAAUUCAGGAGUCUACGGAAACUUCGGGCAGGCAAACUACAGCGCAGCUAAGCUUGGGCUCGUUGGUCUUGCCAAUACCCUAGCAAUUGAGGGGGCAAAGUACAACAUUCAUUGCAAUGUUAUUGUACCCACUGCAGCGUCUCGAAUGACUCAGGGAAUUAUUCCUGAGCCGCUUUUCCAAGAGCUCAAGCCGAAGCUGAUUGCCCCUGUUGUUGCAUAUCUCUGUCAUGAGAACACCGAAGACAAUGGGGCUGUUGUGGCAAGUGCCGCAGGAUGGGCGGGAAAAGUGGAGCUUAUUGCCGGCAAAGGAACUAUGCUGAGAACAUCUCUCCAUCACGACGUUACAAUUGAAAAUGUCCGGGAUGCCUGGUCAAAGGUAGUUGAUAUGUCUGAAGCACGAAAUAUGCGAACAAUCGGGGCGGCAAGUGCCAAUCUCAUGAUGGUACUUGAGGAUCUUCAGAACAACCAGCAGCAAUCAAGCAAUGAUGGAACAGUUGCUGCAGCCAAUGGAGUUUUCACAAAUGAAUUUAAAUUUGGUUUUAAGGAUCUUAUUCUCUAUGCUCUUGGAAUUGGUGCAUCUGUAUCUGAACCUUCUGACCUUAAGUAUUUGUAUGAGAGUCACGCAGAGUUCUCUGCUUUGCCCUCAUUCUUCAUUCAACCUGGAUUAAUGCUUACAAUGACUACGGGGAUCACAAAGAGUGCAAUAACUCACAAAGAAUUCGAUCUGACCAAUAUUCUUCACGGAGAACAAUAUUUGGAAGUUUUUGAUUUUCCCCUGGAGGGAAAUCUUCGUACAGAAGGAAAAGUAAUUGAUGUGAUGGACAAAGGAUCUGGUGCUGUUGUGGUUACAGCCUGUGAAACUUUCGAUAGUCAGGGAAAUCUCGUGGCUCGGAAUCAGAGUGCAACCUUCAUUGUUGGAUGUGGUAAUUUCGGAGGGAAGAAACACCCAAGUCCCGAAGUUAUUUCUACCCUGCCAACACCCACAACUUCACCAGAUUGCUCCAUCACACUCAAGACAUCGGUGGAUCAAGCAGCAAUUUUCCGCUUGAGCGGAGAUCCCAAUCCUCUGCACAUUGACCCCAAUUUCUCCAUCAUUGCUGGCCACAAAAUUCCCAUCUUGCAUGGAUUAUGUACCCUGGGAUUCUCUCUACGUGCUGUCCUUAAGGCCUAUGCAAAUAAUGAUUCAACACUCUUCAAAGCCAUCAAGGUGAGAUUCGUGAAACCAGUGAUCCCUGGGCAAACUCUCAAAGUUGAUAUGUGGCAAAAUGGCAAUCGUAUUCAGUUUAAAACGAGUGUUGUUGAGACUGGCCAAGAUGUACUCAGUGGAGCAUAUGUUGAUUUAAAGAGCACAGUUAAAGCUGAAAAAGUUGUAAGCGCAACAACAUCCACGAUGGGUCUUCAGAGUGAUGCUAUUUUUGGAGCUAUUAAAGAUCGCGUUGAUGGCGAACCUGCAAAGGCAAAGUCCGUGAAUGGAGUGUUUUCGUACAAGAUUACGGAAAAUGGAAAAGUUGUAAAAGAAUGGACGCUCGAUUUGAAGAACGCCAAGGUGUACGAAGGGGUACCACAAGGCGGUGUCAAAGCUGAUACAACUUUGACCGUGGCGGAUUCUGAUUUUGUGGACAUCGCCUUAGGGAAAAUUAAUCCUCAGGUUGCAUUUAUGAAGGGAAAACUAAAGAUUACCGGAAACAUCAUGUUAACCCAGAAAUUGGUUCCCUUCUUGAAAACCGAUUCAAAAUUGUAAAGAAAUCAUUGAACAUUUUUUGCAUUCCACACGGGAAAUGGUUUUUAUGUGAUUUUUAUUUCUUUUUGUGGUUCAAAUGUGCUUUUUUAGUGUAAUAAUUGUUGGUUAAAAAUGGGUUAAAAAACUGGUACAAUACUUCAUUUUUUUUAUACGUUUUUUGUCAAAUCAAAAGAAUCAUGAAAUCAUAAAAUUGUAUGAAAUACAAUGUAUUAUGGGUGAAGAUUUUCAAUAAAUCUGUGAAAAUUUUAA